Molecule: messenger RNA, 2598 nt
Organism: Arachis ipaensis
Lineage: Eukaryota; Viridiplantae; Streptophyta; Magnoliopsida; Fabales; Fabaceae
Product: coronatine-insensitive protein 1
Biological process (GO): SCF-dependent proteasomal ubiquitin-dependent protein catabolic process
Cellular component (GO): SCF ubiquitin ligase complex
Source: RefSeq, a predicted model, not a curated record
UUUGGGAACAAUUUUUGCCGUUUCAGAUUGUCUUUCGUCCUGGCUAGAGUCCCCCACCACCACCAUCACUCCAUCAGCACCACCACAUACUGACCCCACCAUUUUCCACUCUCUCCCAACACAAAGCACAAACACACUCAUCAAAUCACCAUCAUCAUCAUCAACAACAAAAUUUCUUCUCUUUCUCUUUCCCCUUCCCUCUUUACAUUCACUUAACCCAGAAAACACUACCCUUUCUCCGUUUCCCCCUCUUCACCCUCUAAAUUAGUAACCAUUUUCUUUAGCUUCCCUUCCGAUCCAAAACACUCAAAUCAAUCGUCACCGUCCGAUUCCUUUCACCACAGAAAUAUCAACCGUCCCCGCCAUGUCCAAACACAUCCAAUUCUCACUCCUCACACUUCAACCCUCUUCUAACACACUCACCCUGACACCAUAGUCUUUUCUUUCUGACUUCUCUUUUUUUUAAGAAAAAUAAAUAAUAAAAAAGUUCUCCAAUUUUUGGAGACUCUGAACCGAUCUCGAUGGAGGACAGGAGCGUGAGGAGGACGCGCCAGGUGGACGUGGUGAUGGACUGCGUGAUUCCGUACAUCGAUGACCCGAAAGACCGCGACGCCGUGUCUCAGGUGUGUCGGCGGUGGUACGAGCUCGAUUCCAUGACACGUAAGCACGUCACCAUCGCGCUAUGCUACACAACCACGCCGGACCGCCUCAGGCGGCGGUUCCCUCACCUGGAGUCUCUGAAGCUGAAGGGGAAGCCUAGGGCGGCGAUGUUCAACCUCAUACCGGAGGAUUGGGGCGGUCACGUGACGCCUUGGGUGACGGAGAUCUCGCAGCACUUUGGAUGCCUCAGGAGCCUCCAUUUCCGGCGCAUGAUUGUUAAGGACUCCGAUCUUGAGGUUCUUGCUAAGUCACGUGGUCACGUGCUUCAAGCUCUGAAGCUUGAUAAGUGUUCUGGUUUCUCCACAGAUGGCCUUUUCUUUGUUGGCAGGUUUUGCAGGAAUUUAAGAGUCUUGUUUUUGGAGGAAAGCACAAUUGUUGAGAAAGAUGGUGAAUGGUUGCAUGAGCUUGCUUCAAAUAAUACGGUUCUUGAGUCACUCAAUUUUUACUUGACGGAAAUUGCGGCUGUAGGAAUUCAGGACCUUGAACUUAUAGCCAAAAAUUGCCCCAACUUAGUCUCCGUGAAAGUUACUGAUUCCGAAAUCUUGGAUCUUGUGAACUUCUUUCGCUAUGCUACUUCUCUAGAAGAAUUUUGUGGAGGUGCCUAUACUGAGGAACCAGAUAGGUACAAUGCUGUAACAUUACCAGCCAGGUUAUGCCGAUUGGGUUUGACAAAUAUUGAAAGCAAUGAGUUGCCAAUGGUGUUUGUUUAUGCAUCCAUACUAAAAAAGUUGGACCUCAUGUAUGCAAUGCUGGAUACAGAGGAUCAUUGCAAGUUAAUUGAAAAGUGCCCCAAUUUGGAAGUCCUCGAGUCAAGAAAUGUAAUUGGAGAUAGAGGAUUGGAGGUUCUUGCUCGCUGUUGUACAAAGUUAAAAAGGCUUAGGAUUGAUAGAGGUGAUGAUGAUCAAGGAAUGGAAGAUGAAGAUGGUGUUGUUUCCCAUAGAGGAUUAACUGCUUUGGCACAGGGAUGUCCAAAACUCGAAUAUUUGGCUGUUUAUGUAUCUGACAUCACAAAUGCAUGUUUGGAACAGAUUGGAACUCACUUGAGAAACCUUUGUGAUUUUCGCCUUGUCCUGCUUGAUCAUGAAGCAGAAAUAACCGAUUUGCCACUUGACAAUGGAGUAAGGACUUUACUUAUGGGUUGUGACAAGCUUAGAAGAUUUGCUCUUUAUCUCCGACCCGGGGGCUUGACUGACCAGGGUCUUGGCUACAUUGGGCAAUACAGCCAAAAUGUAAGAUGGAUGCUACUUGGCUAUGUUGGACAGUCCGAUGCAGGGCUUUUGGAAUUCUCUAAGGGCUGUCCGAAUCUCCAGAAACUCGAAAUGAGAGGCUGUUCCUUUUUUAGUGAGCGUGCACUAGCCAUUGCUGCAAUGCGCCUGGCUUCUCUUAGGUACUUGUGGGUGCAAGGCUAUGGUGCCUCUCCUUCUGGACGCGAUCUUUUGGCUAUGGCUCGCCCCUUUUGGAAUAUCGAGUUGAUUCCUUCUAGACACGUGGCGGUAAAUAAUAAUCCGGAAAUGCCAGUAAUCAUUGAGCAUCCGGCUCACAUUCUUGCAUAUUACUCUCUUGCGGGGCAAAGAGAUGAUUUUCCGGAUAGCGUUGUACCUUUGGAAUCCACGAUUGCUUUGCUGAUGGCAUAGGACAGGGAAACAAAGUGAUAUGAUGAAAUCAAUGCAGAAAGAAAAACAAGUCAAAGUAGUAAUAAGUGUAUUUGGCAUGCAGUUCUUGAAUGUUUUGCUUGGGCUGACAUGCAGCGCUAAAGCUCCUGGAAACUUUUCUCAACAAGCAGGCGACGCGCUGAAUAACAAACAUUAAUAUUAAUGAAUGAACGAAACGAGCGAUGUGCAACACAAACCAAAAAUUUUUUAGAUAUAUUUUUCUUUUUGGUACUAAGGGGUAGGAGAGAUUAAAUUAGGGUUCAUGAUCAACAAAGUAAUUUUUGAG